Molecule: messenger RNA, 1309 nt
Organism: Paramacrobiotus metropolitanus
Lineage: Eukaryota; Metazoa; Tardigrada; Eutardigrada; Parachela; Macrobiotidae
Exons: 7
Coding region: 725-1309 (194 amino acids)
Source: RefSeq, a predicted model, not a curated record
CUUGGGAUUGUUUUAUUUAUUACUGCAGCUUACAGUUCUGUGGGAACAACUGUGUACACACUGUACAGUACAAUAGUACUGUGGAGUGUGGACAACGUUUUUUGUUGUAUUAAAUUUACCGUUUUCAACCAUCAAAAAUGAUAUCACGCGAUCAUCUUGAACCGAUGGCCAUCUCCUCGGAUAGUGAUAAUACGUUCGACCAGAAGCUCAAACGUGGGGAGCGAGACGAGAAAGUUCCUCGUACUGGAGAAUCAAGCAGCGACCCGAACGAUUCUCCUAACUCUUCGUCCCAAGAUGCAAAACCGAUGAAUUGCCCGAAGCUACCGAACGUUCUGAAAUACUCCGCGCGACCCGAUACGAAAGUGCUGGAAACGACCAUAAUUCCUCAUAGUAUUAUUAUACGCAAAACGGAACUGGCCAGUCAUGUGCUCGUUAUGGGAACAUUAUCGUAUGGUUACAAUCCGAUUAAAUGUCCUUUAUACGGGACCGUAAACGGCGACGCUUGUAAGAACCUGUGCUAUACGUCGACGGAAACACUGAAGGCACAUCUGCAAGCCGCGCACGCACUAACCAACGUGCAGAUCAAUCUGUUGUGCCCAUGUCCUGCGGAAUGCAAUGGAAAUAUGGAAUGUCCGGUUGUCGUUUAUGAUCAGCACACAGGAAUGUUUUGGAGAAUCACCUGACAACUGCUCAUGAAGAUCACUUUGAAAAACUGCAAACAUUAAUGUGCUGUAUGAACCCGGAUGACAAAUCGGAUUUCCUUGAAGAAUUUCUGGAGGAAUAUGAUUUGAAACUGGAAGAUAUGGCUUAUCUCAAACACCUGGAUGGGCGUAAAACGUUUCCGGAAUGGGUAUACAACACGACUCAGCCGUUUCCCAGCCAACUGAUUCCAGAUAAAUUCGUCAUUCCAACCGUUGUUGAGAAUUAUUGCUUGCGUUAUGUCUGCAAUGUUGAGCCGUGCAAAGACAACAUUAUCCGCAACUCGCAGCAAAUGAGAAUUCACAUCUUUAUUGUGCAUAAAAGUCAGGUUCGCAGGGAAACCGAUGUUUUCUUUGGUUGCCCGGCCCAGGUGACUGAAGGAUGCGAAGCCAUCGCAAGGUGUAACACUAAAGACAUGAUAUCACACGUGAAAGCAGUUCAUCCCUUGCUUUGCGGCAAGCCUGGCUGCUCGGGACGGCUUUGGAGCGGCCUCAAGACUGUUCCCACCACCUGCGCCUCCAGCCAAGAACGAAAAUUCGUCGCCGCCGGCUGCCAUGACGGCGGCAUCUCUUUGUGGGAUACAUCUCCCAUAUGUUUCUCCUACGACUAA